AUGAAGUUUGACUGGUCUUCGGGCGCAUUCGUCGCCCUCAUUGCGAGCGCUGAAGCCGCCAAGCACGGCCACGGCCACCACCACCAUGAAGUUCGCGUUCCCGAUGCCGAUAUCACCCUGGAGAAGAGAGGCGGCCAGUGCGAGUUUCCCUCGGACGCCGGCCUGGUUUCUAUCACCCCCAAUCUCAAGAACGCUGGAUGGGCGAUGAGCCCUGACCAGUCUUGCAAGCCUGGCAACUACUGCCCCUACGCCUGUCCCCCGGGUCAGGUCUCGAUGCAGUGGGACCCCAAGGCUACCUCCUACUCCUACCCCAUGUCGAUGAACGGUGGUCUCUUCUGUGACAACGAUGGAAAGAUCCACAAGCCCUUCCCCGACAAGCCAUACUGUGAGGAUGGCACGGGUGCCGUCAAGGCCAUCAGCAAGGCCGGCAAGCAUGUCGCCUUCUGUCAGACUGUCCUGCCUGGCAACGAGGCCAUGUUGAUUCCGACCCUGGUCAAGGACUUGGCCGCCACCCUCGCCGUGCCUGGCAUCUCCUACUGGUGUGAGACUUCUGCCCAGUACUACAUCAACCCGCCCGGUAUUACUGUGGAGGAGGCUUGUGUCUGGGGUAAUAAGGAAAAGCCCAUUGGUAACUGGUCUCCGUACACUGCCGGUGCCAACACUAUGAAGGACGGCAGCUCCUACGUCAAGCUUGGCUGGAACCCUAUCUACCUGGAGCCCGCCACGCCUUUCCGCAACGAAAAGCCCGACUGGGGUGUUGAGAUCGAGUGCACUGGUGGCGAGUGCAAUGGCCUCCCCUGCCGCAUUGACCCGGCCGAGGGUGUCAACAAGAUGAUCGGCAAUCCCUUCGAAGGUGCUGGUGGUGCUACUGGCUGUGUUGUGACAGUUCCCAAGGGCGCCACCGCCCACAUCGUUGUCUUCUCCAAGAAUGGCGGUGGCAGCGAGUCUGAGACCCUGCCGCUCCCGUCCAGCAGCGAGUCCUCCAGCUCGAGCACCAGCACCAGCUCGAGCACUAGCACGAGCUCGAGCACUAGCACCAGCACUCCGACCCCGACCCCCACCAGCACUAGCACACCGACGCAGACCCCGACCAGCACCUCUACUCCUACCCCGACGCCGCCCUCCAGCAGCUCCACCCGCACUCCUACCCCUACCUCGACCAAGACCCCUACGUCCACCCCCAGCUCCAGCUCGACUUCGUCUAGCACCAGACUGGCUCGCGUCAAGCCCCAGAUGAGCAACACCCCCCGCCCCCACGUGUUCGCCCCGAGCGCCAGCGCUCAAAUCGCCCAGCCUGCCCCGACGGAUGCUGGCGCGAACUCGGGCACCAACUCUGCUGGUGCGGGUGGUACGGGUGCCCCGACCUCGCCUGCCGCGGGCAGCGGUGCCACCAGCACCACAGCCUCGAUGCUGUCUCUGGUCUUCGGUGCUCUCGCUAUCUUGGCUGUGCACGUCUAA
Messenger RNA from Penicillium alfredii, 1458 nucleotides. Its product is annotated as SUN domain-containing protein. Lineage: Eukaryota; Fungi; Ascomycota; Eurotiomycetes; Eurotiales; Aspergillaceae. The record is from RefSeq and is a predicted model, not a curated record. The coding region runs from base 1 to 1458 and encodes 485 amino acids. The transcript is spliced from 3 exons.